Messenger RNA from Eurytemora carolleeae, 1875 nucleotides. RefSeq lists its product as uncharacterized. The record is from RefSeq and is a predicted model, not a curated record. The transcript is spliced from 7 exons. The coding region runs from base 69 to 761 and encodes 230 amino acids. NCBI's taxonomy places the organism in Eukaryota, Metazoa, Arthropoda, Copepoda, Calanoida, Temoridae.
UUCAGGUUCACCUUACACUCACACGAGCAGUCAGAGAUCUUAACGAUAGUUAGAAAUUAAACAGAAGAAUGAGGAACCUAUGGUACUAUGGAUUCCUGGCCCUUAUGUAUGUAUUCACCACUUGGGCAGUUGAAACAUUUGGAGAACAGCAAACCUCUAUGGGAAAUCCUCUCUUUAAGAUACUUAUUCCCCCACCCCCACCUGGGGCAAGAGAACCAGUGCCUACAGGGAAAAGAGUGCGGAGGGAGGGAGAAUCUCAGGCUCUCUUAGAAACCAUGUCUCUGAGCUAUGGUGGAAACUAUUAUGUUUCUGAAUCUAUUAAACAGGGUCGUGAGCUGGCCGGCGCUAUAGCGUCUGCUCUUGGAGCGCUGGUCGACAUGAAGCUGGUUCGAAGUGUAGUAGAUGGAGUAGUAGAGCGCUUCAGGUCCAGAGAGGGUAGGAGUGAUCUAGGUGUAACUGACCGGGACAGAAGUGAUCUUGAUCUAGGAGAGGGACAUGAUCAAGAGAAUCUCAAGGAAGGAAUAACAACCCUGGUGGGAGCAGCACUGGGUGAGCAGCAGUGCUGGGAGCGGUCAGCUUGUCUUGCUGGAGAAUAUGCAGCUGAACUUCCAGGCAAAGAUGUUCUUUUUAUUGUACUUGACCGCCUUACGCCCACUUCGUGGAUCGGGACAUUGAACACAAUAAAACAGUCUGCCACCUACAUCCAAGACUGCAGCAAGUAUCAAUGUUCAGCUGAAAGUAAAAAUCCGAGAGAAAACUAAACAAAUCGAAGACGACGUUUAUGUUUUAUCAAGUAAUCUAUAAACAUGACAGCAAUAAAAAAACGUUUGAGUGUGUCAGUGUCAUUGAUGAUUUAGUAAAUUCUUUUUGGCAAACAUAAUUGUUCAAAAAUCAAAGCCUUCUCAAAAAUCAAAGCCAAAGUGAAAUUUGACUUAUCCUAAUAUGUACAACCUAUUGUAAUUACUAAUUACCUGUUUAUUCUGAAGUAAACUGUUAUACUUUAAAACCAAAUAAAAUGAAACAACAAUUUAUAUUACUGGUCCCAAUAAAAUUCGUUAUAUUCAGCAUGAAUGAAUCAAUUGUCGUCUUCGAAAAGAUUUGUUUAGGUAAUACUGUCCAAACAAGUGAGAUAAAUUAUUGGAAACACCGUAAAUAAGAAAAUGUCAAAAUAAUUUUUUUAAACAAAAAAAAAAUACAGUUUUUCUUUUGAAACUUCUCUUGCGUACAAAAGUGCACAUAUAGAACGAAUUAUUAGAAUGAACUAUAUUUGUUACAGUGCACAUAUAGAACGAAUUAUUAGAAUGAAUUAUAUUUGUUACAGUGUGCGUCUAAAGAAAACAAGAAAUAACAUUGUCUAAUUCAUGCCUGUUGACUUAUUUAAUUUUAUCCUAUGACUAGACCUAAAGCAUUAUAAUGUAAAGAUAGUUAUUUCAGAGUUGGACGCAUAUUUAGUACUGCCGACUUGCAGCACGUAGUCGUACUGUCUCUGGGCGGUAAAGUAAACACAAGACGGAUGUCACAGCCUGAUAGGGGAUCCAUCAAUGCUGUGUUUUACCAGACAAAAAAGUCAUGGUUUAAUUAAUCUGCAGAGAGCAAUAAUGUUUGUUUUUCUUCAAUCUUGUCUUUCAUUUUUCCACCAUUCUAAGUAUGUCUCUCUUUAUUCGGAUUUUUCAUCAAAAACUGUUCAUCUUUUUUUUAUGUUACCAUUUUACUUAUGUAUAUAUUAUAUUUCAAACUUCGACUAUUUUAUCUAACAGAAUGCGUAAUAUCUAAGGUCUACGACGGUAGCGAAGUUGUAGGGAGUAGAAAAUCAGAGUUUGAGGCAAAGACUUAAUUACUUUCUUCUAUUUAUUUCUUCAUAAAUUCAUCAUUUCU